AUGUCGACACAAGUCAUGUCUGAGCUCAGCGACCCAGAGCUGAAGACUUGUCUGAAUGGCUUUUUCAAGGCGGUUCGAAAGCUCAACGAUGAUGCCUCCUACCACUUCAUCGCUGACAUUGUGAGUCAGAAUGUCGAGCUCACUAAGGAGAACAGCAGGCUCGAAAGCACAGAGAAGGCAAACAUAACACAGAUCGUCAAACUUGGCCGGCAGCUCGACGACGCAAGGACAGAAUUGAGAAACAAGGGAGAUCUCGAAGCCAAACUACAGGACAGCGAAAGCAGACUUGCUGAAACAGAUUUGGAGUUGCAAAAGACCAUACAAAACACGAAGAAGUAUGAGGCUGAGAGUAGGCGGCAGGAGGCGAAGGCUUCGAAGUUGGGAGAGCAACUUCAGGAGUACAAGAAGAUUGCCGAAGCACAGGCGAGAGAGGCGGCUGACAAGCUACAGAAGAUAGACAGCUGGCGGGUUCCGAUGAAGGUGGGCAAGACGGAGACAGAAAAAGCUACCGCGAACUUACAUGCCCUCUUCAUCGAGACAUGCGUGCUGGUGAAGAACUACUUCAGCGACGACUUGUCAGACCAGAUAUGUAGGAACACCGCCGCAUGGGAAGCGCUCCGAAAACACGACGCGGUGUCCCGUCACAAAAUUCCUCUGCCAUCAUCGAAUUCACCGCAAGCUAAGCAGGUGCGGAUCGCCGCCGUCCUGGCAGUUCUAGGCCAUCACCUGGCAGAGCAGGUGUUCCAGCCGCUCUACGUCCGGGAGGAAGGAGGCGAGUUGGACGACCUCCUCAGCGACGUCGCCAGCGAAGAUCCUCCGAGAGAGGCGUUUCUACGCUCGGUACUGCUCGCUGCUCUCUCCACCGAGGAACAGCAGGACAGGAGCCGAGAGCGCUUGAAGAACGUCCUCCAGCAGGUCAUCUCCGCCGUGCAGCCGCUAAUCGCAGAUAGCAAGCAGGACGCCUUCCGACGGACGCUGAUAGACAUAUGUGGGCGGUAUUGCAAGGCCUGGUCCGAGAUCCAGCACCUAGAGGACAGGGUCGAGUGGAGUCUAGAUGACGAUGAGCCUGAGAACUUCGAGCUCUUAGAAAGGCCACGUCUUGAAGACAUAAGACUGAAUCGUGACAACGGCGGUGAUCAGGGAUCGGGAGGCUCUAAAGCCGACUCGAACCGCCACCCAGACAAUGCUGUUCCUCGUGAGACGAGAGGAAACACCGACAGCAUCGCGGCGCCCGUCUGGCCUUGGUUCUUCGUGAGAAGAGGGGAAGGACAGGUAAUCGCGAAGGGCUUCGCUCUGGGAGAGAUGCCGGUCAAGGUGGCCAAAAGUGAAAUGUCAAGCCUCAAACGGGCCCACACAGGCGCCCGUCGUGAAGCGAGGCAAAAAUCUAGACAAAACUCCGGGCAAGGUGAGGGUAGUGACAAGACCUCGAAGUCUUUUUUGUCCCCAAAUGGCUCCGCCGAGUAA
Messenger RNA from Phaeoacremonium minimum UCRPA7, 1464 nucleotides. Its product is annotated as putative mei5 protein. NCBI's taxonomy places the organism in Eukaryota, Fungi, Ascomycota, Sordariomycetes, Togniniales, Togniniaceae. The transcript has 2 exons. The coding region runs from base 1 to 1464 and encodes 487 amino acids. The record is from RefSeq and is a predicted model, not a curated record.